AUGGCAAAUGAAAUUGGUGAUAGUGGAAUUUCAUGGAGAAGAGAUUCAUGUCAAUUGGUAACGGAUUAUGAAAUGUAUCCAGAUAGUGAUGGUUUGAAAUGUUAUGUGGUAGUUACGACAGUUGAAGCAAUUGCAAUUUAUUCUUCAUUAUUUUCGCGAGUUCCAUCUUGGGAAAUUUUAAUCGUGAACGAAACACAUAGUUUAAAAGCGGGGGAAACUACUCAAGAAUUAGAAGAAGAAUAUCAAGGAUUUACUUCAGUAGACCAAUUACCUGCUUUACAUAAAUUAUUUAAACGAUAUUUCUAA
Diversispora eburnea is the source of this 306-nucleotide messenger RNA. The record is from the annotation of a GenBank genome assembly. Lineage: Eukaryota; Fungi; Glomeromycota; Glomeromycetes; Diversisporales; Diversisporaceae.